Messenger RNA from Vespa velutina, 1994 nucleotides. RefSeq lists its product as uncharacterized. Gene Ontology annotation, molecular function: hydrolase activity. The record is from RefSeq and is a predicted model, not a curated record. Bases 325 to 1374 code for a protein of 349 amino acids. Gene Ontology annotation, cellular component: endoplasmic reticulum. Gene Ontology annotation, biological process: GPI anchor biosynthetic process. Lineage: Eukaryota; Metazoa; Arthropoda; Insecta; Hymenoptera; Vespidae. The transcript is spliced from 7 exons.
UUAAUUCGUAAUCCCUGUUAAUUCUAUCGUAAAAGAGGUCGUGAGAGAUUGUACUUAUGUAUGACGAUGUAGUUUGUAUUACUCUGUAAUGAUAAUUCUUAAAAAUAUUAAAUACACUUAAACAAUUAUUCGAAUUUACAACGAUAUGACAAUAUUGGAAAUUGGUUAAUUUAUAAUAUCAGUAUUAAAAUAUUGAAUAGUGUCAUUUUCAAAAAUGUUCAGGCGAAAUAGGUAAUUAUACGAGUUGCAUUUUUAUUGCUUCUAAUACAUUUGAUAAAGGAGAUUAAAUAUUGAACUUUAUAUUUUUGAUUGUUAAAACAUAAAAUGAUUUGCAUUGGUAUUAUUAUAUUAGCCACUAUAAUUUAUAAUGAAUAUUUUGUGUAUGAAAUACAAAAAUUUAAGUGGGCUUUAAGAGACUGUAAAGACUGUGUUAAAGUACUUCUUGUGGCAGAUCCACAAAUAUUAGGAGAGAAAAAUGAGAAUUAUAUGGGUUCGUGGUUAGCGAGAUGGGAUAGCGAUAGGUACUUAGAGAAAACCUUUUCAAGAGCUUUAAGGUACUCUCAACCACAUGUGAUAGUAUUUCUUGGAGAUCUCAUGGAUGAAGGACAUAUUGCUAAUGUAGAAAAAUUUAAUCAAUAUAAAAAGAGGUUGGAUUCUAUAUUUCAAACUCCUGACAAUAUCAUGAAAAUCUAUUUACCUGGUGACAAUGAUAUUGGGGGAGAGGAAGAUAAAGUCUCCACAAAUAUUCAUAACAGAUUUCAUUAUGCAUACAGUCAGCCUGACGUAUUAGUUUAUAAACGUGUUACAUUUUUUAAGAUAAAUAGAUUGACUCAUUUUAUGCCAGAAGCUCCUAAAGAUGCAUUUCUUAAUGAUUAUACAGAAAGAAAUACAACCAAUGUUGUACUGAGUCAUAUGCCAUUGUUAUUUAUGCCAGGAAGUUUUGUACAAAAUAUUAUCAAAGAAUUAUCGCCGCAAAUUAUUUUUACUGCGCAUGAACAUAAAGCAUUACAUAUUAGUUUGGAUACAGCCACGGAUCAAUUAAGCGAAGUUUGGAUUCUCCCACCUCAUGAAACACCUUUGUAUCAGUUAAGAAUGGAUGUAGGUGAUAUCCAUGAAGUUCAAAUACCAACAUGCUCUUAUAGAAUGGGCGCUCAAAAUAUGGGUUAUGGAAUUGCAUAUAUUGAUACUCAAGAAAAAAUUGUAGAAUUUACAAUUCUAUGGUUACCAAAUAGGUUUCUGCAGCUGAAGACUUAUAUUUUUAUUAUAAUAUUAAUGGUUUUGUUACUAUUGUGUUCUUGUAUGUGCAGUUAUUGCUCUAAAACUUAUACAACAUACAAUCGUAUACCCACCAUUUCACAGUACAGUAAAUCGUAAAAGAUGUUGAUGUUAAGAAUCUGAUUAGUACUUAUUUAGUGACAGUAAUCCGUCCAAGUAAUGUGAUUGUUCUAUUAUCCAUUGAAUAUUUUAAACAAAAUUUCAUCGAAAUCAAAAAUAUUAAUAUUUCGCUUUAUUCUAAUAAUCAACGAUGAAAAUUUUAAUUUUAUUUAAUGUAUCUAUCAAGGGUUUCUCAAAGUUCCUUUAUUAUAUAAUAUAAAUAUACAUACGUGCCUGUAUCAGUGUUAUGCACGUUCGUUAUUAUGUACUUGUGUAACACUAGUACAAAGCUUACACAAUGCCAAGAAAAUUAUAUCGAUUAAUAUUUUUCUUAUAUAAACAAUUUAAGAAGUGUUACUGUAUAUAAAAUUAUAUUUAAAUAUUCAAUAAAAAUUCAAUAAUCAUAAAUUGGACACACAUAUAUAUACAUAUAUAUAUAUAAGGAUAUAAAUUUUAAGAAAUUACCUAAGAAAUCUUAGUUGUGAUUUGUUUUAUUUAUAGCAAAGUUAUUAUUUAAACAAUUACAAAUCUGUUUAUUUUUGCGUUUUAAUGAAAUUAUAAUAAUUCUAUGUCUAUGCUAUGUAUACGUAUACGAUUAUUUCUCUCGCUCUUUCUCAUUA